AUGCAGGCAUCGGCACCGCCCGCUAGCCAGGGCAGCGCUCGCACAAAGCGCAGCCGGCAGCAACGGAGCCGUCGCCAAAAGCAGAAGCAGCAGCAACGGCAGGAGGGGACCAUCUACCGUCCUCCUCAAAUGCGGUUGCAGCAGCUGACCCAACCCCAGGGUCAGCAGAUGCAGCAGAAGCAACAGCAGCAGCCGCAGCGGCAGCUGUACGCGUCGGUAGCAGCGACGGUGCCACUCCAGCAGGCAGGCGGCACCUGGUCGGUGGUGGGGCCCCGCAAGCAGCCGCGUACAUCGGUGCAGCAGCAGCAGCCACGCAGCCAGCAGCAGCAGCGAGUUCGUCGCAUGAAGAGCGGCGUAAUCGAGGUGGUACCUCAGGCCGGGAAGACGUGGGUCGAGGUAUACACUAAGGUCCGUCGCGCUUUGAACCAGGACGAGAGCAUGCGUGACAUCGCCCAGCACGUCAAAAUGGGCAAACGCACGCGCGUUAACAAUCUUCGUCUUCCGCUUAGCCGGUCCGCCGACACGGAAGGGAUCCGCACGAAGAUCCAGGAGCUGCUGGGUGAGGAAGCGACCAUGAGUGACCUCAUCGUCAGCCACAUCGAUCCUUCGGCCACCGAGCAGGAGCUGCGUGAUGCUCUCGACGCAGCGAUCGAGGGCAAGGCAGGAAUCACCACGCUCAGCAUGUGGGAGCGUUUCGACGGCGUCAAGACUGCUCGUGUCCGACUACCGGCAAAGCAGGUGAAGGCGCUCUCUGGGCGGUCCAUCAAGCUGUGCGGCUGCAUUAGCUACCUAGACGAGGCUAUGCCAGCACCAGUUGAGCGACAGCGUUGCUAUCGCUGUCUGCUCCUGGGCCACCUGGCUCGCGACUGCCGCUAG
Messenger RNA from Anopheles moucheti, 876 nucleotides. RefSeq names its product serum response factor homolog A-like. NCBI's taxonomy places the organism in Eukaryota, Metazoa, Arthropoda, Insecta, Diptera, Culicidae. The transcript has a single exon. The coding region runs from base 1 to 876 and encodes 291 amino acids. Gene Ontology annotation, molecular function: nucleic acid binding; zinc ion binding. The record is from RefSeq and is a predicted model, not a curated record.